This is a messenger RNA of Phanerochaete carnosa HHB-10118-sp, 844 nucleotides long. RefSeq lists its product as uncharacterized. Lineage: Eukaryota; Fungi; Basidiomycota; Agaricomycetes; Polyporales; Phanerochaetaceae. The record is from RefSeq and is a predicted model, not a curated record. The transcript has 2 exons. The coding region runs from base 1 to 684 and encodes 227 amino acids.
AUGAAACCUCAGAGAAUACAAUCUCACCAUAUGAACGACUCGUCACUCUAUAACUGCUCCACUACAAGCAGCUUGCCUGCUGCGGUGGGCGACGCCGCCGCCGAAAGGGUGUUCGAGGCCCCUGCGCUUGACGUGAACGUCUCUGCGUACAGCCUCACGGAUCGAGACAUGGCACUGAGCACUCUGAUCGAACCUCAUUUCACUGCCAACACGUAUCGGAAUAUGCCUGUGCAAGCCGGCUCUCGACAGGCAUCAAUCUACCAAGCUGCUCGACUCGAUCGUCGGACAUGUCGGCUCGAAGCAGGACCUAGAACCUCUCCUCCCGCAUCAUCCUACAUGUCCCGAGUCUGGACCCCACGACAGGCCCGGGCUACCCGGGAGCCGGUCGUCGCCCACGGAGAAGCUGCGGGCGAGAUUCUUGACCUUACUCUGCCGACAUCCCAGUGUUCUUCCGCAGAUCCUGCUCAUCUCGACCGUGCAGCUCCCAGGCGCAAGGCGCUUGAUCGUCCUCAUUUUCGCGAGAGACGGCCUGGAUAUCGCGAUAGCACUCCUUUGAUCUGCCCAGGAGCCAUUGGGAUCAGUUUUCCGCUUGUGAAAGAUAAAGAGAGAACUUCAGGAGUGUUUGGGCUGUCUUCCAGCUCGAAUUUACUCUUGAACGAUUCGUUCACGCUCGCGUAUGUAUAGUGGCUUUGCAAGGCUGCGGAAAGGGCAGGCCUAGUAGUAAUCUUGUUUGAGACAAGCGUGGUAUUGGCACUGCUGAGCAAACGUCGAUCAGGGGUUCAAAAGGCGAUAUGAGCCGUCAUUUGUUUACAGAAAUAGAUAAUUGGCAUGAAAUCCGCGGAAU